Molecule: messenger RNA, 1620 nt
Organism: Nomascus leucogenys (northern white-cheeked gibbon)
Lineage: Eukaryota; Metazoa; Chordata; Mammalia; Primates; Hylobatidae
Gene: TBPL1
Product: TATA-box binding protein like 1
Exons: 7
Coding region: 609-1169 (186 amino acids)
Biological process (GO): DNA-templated transcription initiation
Molecular function (GO): general transcription initiation factor activity; DNA binding
Source: RefSeq, a predicted model, not a curated record
GGCCAUCACGCGAUUUUCGCUCCCGCGGGCAGCGCCUCUCAGGCCACCCCCGAGGGGCCCCGAGGACGCACUCGGGCCCCAGCGCGACGGUUCAAACGGGCCAGUGUGCGCCCCCGGGGUCCCCCGGCCCCUGCAGGGCUACCUGGGCGCAGAGCCGCGGGGGGUCUCCGUUCCUAGACGUCCUCCUACCCCGGGCGGCCUGAGUCCUCGCCAGCAUCCGCCCUCUCCCACUCCCAUCCUUCCUGGGUCCGCCUCUCGGUUCCCGAGGGACAGUCCCGAUCGCAAACCCACGUAGAGUAAGGAAUGUGGAAGGGACAGGCGACAGAAGUGGCAUACGUUCCUGCGUUAUCCCUCCGUCUCGCCACACCUUGUGUCUCCAUCUCUCCCCCCUUCCUUCCCUCCGUCUGUCAUCUAUCAUCCCCUGUCGCUCUAAGACCAGGAUUCCAAUUCGCCUAGGGAGGAAUCUCACUAGGGGAAUUUAUCGCGACAUCAUAAAUUAACGGGUUCAUUUUGACCGAAAAAGCGAAGGACUUUUUCCGGCAGAAAACAAGUCUCGUCUGGUCGGAUGUGAUCUUCGUGGUGGAAAGCUAAAUUUUAAAACCACCCCAAUGGAUGCAGACAGUGAUGUUGCAUUGGACAUUCUAAUUACAAAUGUAGUCUGUGUUUUUAGAACAAGAUGUCAUUUAAACUUAAGGAAGAUUGCUUUGGAAGGAGCAAAUGUAAUUUAUAAACGUGAUGUUGGAAAAGUAUUAAUGAAGCUUAGAAAACCUAGAAUUACAGCUACAAUUUGGUCCUCAGGAAAAAUUAUUUGCACUGGAGCAACAAGUGAAGAAGAAGCUAAAUUUGGUGCCAGACGCUUAGCCCGCAGUCUGCAGAAACUAGGUUUUCAGGUAAUAUUUACAGAUUUUAAGGUUGUUAACGUUCUGGCAGUGUGUAACAUGCCAUUUGAAAUCCGUUUGCCAGAAUUCACAAAGAACAAUAGACCUCAUGCCAGUUACGAACCUGAACUUCAUCCUGCUGUGUGCUAUCGGAUAAAAUCUCUAAGAGCUACUUUACAGAUUUUUUCGACAGGAAGUAUCACAGUAACAGGGCCCAAUGUAAAGGCUGUUGCUACUGCUGUGGAACAGAUUUACCCAUUUGUGUUUGAAAGCAGGAAGGAAAUUUUAUAAUUCACCACUUAAUUGGUUAGAAUCUCUAACUGAGCACCUUUUAAACCUGCUGCACAUUGGACUCAAAAGGAAAACUGGACCAACAGUAAUUGAGGAAAUAGACUCUUUUAUUCAUUCACGGCUACAGUGUAAGCUCCAGUCCCUUUGGAUUUUAUUCCAAAUCUUGCUGUAAUAUAAAAGGAAGUUUACAAGACAUGACAUUGCUGCUUUUACAAAAGGACAUUCUAUUUAUUUUCGCAGUAAUUCUCAUGUCCCCAUAAGCAGAGCUGUCACAGUGUGCACUACCUUAGAUUGUUUUAUUGUUGUCAUUGUUAUUUUUUUCCAUUUUGAGCUAAUGUGUUUUAUUUGUGAAUAGUCUUUUACAUUUUUGUAUGCUGAAUAUGGGCACCAAAGAACCUGUAAAAGUUAUCUUUUUCAAUUGAAUGUGCACAAAUAAAAGUUUGGAAAAGAU